Messenger RNA from Cucumis melo (muskmelon), 1847 nucleotides. RefSeq names its product galactokinase. Gene Ontology annotation, molecular function: galactokinase activity; ATP binding. The record is from RefSeq and is marked provisional. Gene Ontology annotation, cellular component: cytoplasm; cytosol. Gene Ontology annotation, biological process: carbohydrate phosphorylation; galactose metabolic process. NCBI's taxonomy places the organism in Eukaryota, Viridiplantae, Streptophyta, Magnoliopsida, Cucurbitales, Cucurbitaceae.
UUCUAUAUCCAUCUUACUUUCCCGUUUCUUCUCAAUUUGUACCUCUUCUUCCUUAAUUUCUGUACUAAGAAGUAAUGGCGAAGCACGAGGACCUUCCGAUCCCUGUUUUCUCUUCACUCGACCCUGUUUACGGCGAUGGAUCUCAACUUGAAGAAGCUCGCCUUCGAUUUGAUCAUCUCAAGGCUAAGUUUCUCCAAGUUUUCGGUCAUCCUCCUGAUGUAUUUGCUCGUUCACCAGGGAGAGUGAACUUGAUUGGAGAGCAUAUUGAUUAUGAAGGAUAUUCGGUGUUGCCGAUGGCUAUUCGGCAGGAUACAAUCGUGGCAAUUAGGAAGCAUGACGCGGGAGAGGGGAAUCAUCUUCUCAAAAUUGCUAAUGUUAAUGAUAAAUACUCGAUGUGUACUUAUCCUGCUGAUCCUGAUCAGGAAGUUGACUUGAAGAAUCACAAAUGGGGACAUUAUUUCCUCUGCGGGUACAAAGGUUAUUACGAGUUUGCUAAAUCAAAAGGACAGGAUGUAGGCGUGCCAGUUGGACUUGACGUUCUUGUUGAUGGAACAGUGCCUACAGGAUCUGGAUUAUCGAGCUCUGCUGCAUUUGUUUGCUCUUCUACCAUUGCUAUCAUGGCUGCUCUUGGUGCCAACUUUCCCAAGAAAGAGAUUGCCCAACUUACCUGUGAUUGUGAACGACACAUUGGUACGCAAUCUGGUGGAAUGGAUCAGGCGAUCUCUGUCAUGGCCAAAUCUGGGUUUGCAGAGCUGAUUGACUUCAACCCGAUUCGUGCUACUGAUGUGCAGCUUCCUGAUGGGGGGACUUUUGUUAUAGCCCAUUCUCUAGCUGAAUCACAGAAAGCAGUUACUGCUGCCACAAAUUAUAAUAACAGAGUUGUUGAAUGCCGACUUGCUUCUAUUAUUCUAGGCAUAAAGCUUGGGAUGAAACCAGAAGAAGCGAUAAAAAAUGUGAAGACUUUAUCUGAUGUGGAAGGGCUGUGUCUUUCAUUUGCUAAGGAGCGUAACUCUUCAGAUCCUGUGCUUGCUGUCAAGGAACUGUUGAAGGAGGAACCCUAUACAGCUGAAGAAAUCGAACAAAUCACUGUGGACAAUCUGCCAUCCGUUUUAGGCAACUCUCCUACUUCAUUGGACGUUUUGAAAGCUGCCAAGCAUUUCAAGUUGUAUCAGCGGGCAUCCCACGUGUACUCUGAAGCCAGACGAGUGUAUGCUUUCAAGGAUGCUGUUUCAUCAAGUUUAAGUGAGGAAGACAAGCUUAAGAAGCUCGGUGAUCUUAUGAAUGAUAGCCACUACAGCUGUAGCGUUCUUUAUGAAUGCAGCUGUCCCGAGUUGGAGGAACUUGUAAAGAUAUGCCGGGACAACGACGCUCUCGGAGCCAGGUUAACUGGAGCAGGAUGGGGUGGCUGUGCAGUCGCUCUUGUAAAAGAAGCCAUUGUUCCCCAGUUCAUUCAUAAUCUGAAGGAAAGCUUCUACAAAUCGAGGAUCGAACGAGGGGUCAUCAAGAAGGAUGAUAUCGGUCUCUACGUGUUUGCUUCCAAGCCAUCGAGCGGAGCUGCCAUCUUCCAGUUUCAGUAAUCAAAAUCCUUCGGGAGGUUCAAGGCCAGGGGGAGGUAAUAAUAAUUAUUUUUGCAAAAUUUGGUUUUAGAAUUGUGUGGACAUUUCAUACCCCAAUUAUUCAGCUCAUAACACCCAAUUGGUUCUCCUAUUCUUUGCCAAUGAAUAAAGGAAUGUGUAACUUGGGAAAAAUGAGCAGCCUUAUUAUUGUGGAAUGAAAACGACCAAUAAUUUUAAUUUUUAGCUUAAUGUUUCUUUUAUCAUUAUUUGUGCCUUUAUCGUGGAAUCAAA